This is a messenger RNA of Puntigrus tetrazona (Sumatra barb), 2590 nucleotides long. RefSeq names its product SH3 domain-containing kinase-binding protein 1. NCBI's taxonomy places the organism in Eukaryota, Metazoa, Chordata, Actinopteri, Cypriniformes, Cyprinidae. The coding region runs from base 1562 to 2029 and encodes 155 amino acids. The transcript is spliced from 7 exons. The record is from RefSeq and is a predicted model, not a curated record.
AGUUGGGUUAGCUGUUUGUUUGAUGAGGGUCAGUCUCUGAACCUGGACAGAGCUGGGUGACAGAAUAGAGUUUGUUAAAAGCAAUAGAAGUCUCUAGAGAGUCUCCACAAUACCCAGAAAAUAGGUUAGAGUUUUGUAAUCACUCGAGUAAACCGAUGAAAUCUAUUCCUAGUUUAGAGGAUGAAGUGUUCUGGGGCCUUGUCUCUUCUUAGCGUCCUCCUCCUCCGUUAACGUUAUCUUCUCGUAUUCUCGAUCAGUCCAUCCAUAUACCUGACGCUGUCUCUCGGGCGUGGGGCCCGGCUCCAGAUGAUCUUCUCUGUCUCCGGUGGAGGCGGGUGGUGUGUGUUGCAGCAGGUGUUUCUGACUCCAUCAUCAUCAUCAUCAUCAUCACCAUCUUCAUCAGAGCUCUUUAUCUUCACAGGUUUCUCUCUCAGCUGGUGAAUAAUCACGAGUUCAGAAAAGCAACGAGCGUUUAAAAGUAAACAAGACGUUAAAACGCAGACCAGUCAAAUAAUGAUUUACUGCAGAACCUUCUCAGGUCAUAUCAUUUCCUCACUCGGUGAAAGCCGUCGCUUAUGAAAAUUAGAAAUGGUUUCACUGCAGAUAAUAUAAAAAAGCAGCUAGUUAAACCAUGGUAACCACUAAUUAAACAUGCUUUUUGCAGUUACACAAUCAGAUAACUUUCUUCUCCUGCAUCUUAUUCUUCACACAGUUCAGAACAGAGAUUCUUUCAUUCAGCCUUUUAUCUGUUUUAUGGUGUUUUGCAUUUGCCAAAAAAUAUUAGUUAUAAUAUAUAUAUAUAACAAACAAGCUAGUUCAAUAAAAAGUAUCUAUGUAAGACAGUUAUUAGUGAGUAGUUAAGGCAAUAUUGUAAUGCAUUAUCUUAAAGUAAAAAGUUCCUACACUUUUACUAAUAAAUCCAUGGUUAAUUUUGACAAAGAAUGUAGUGUUUAAGUCUGUUUAUCUAUGUUUGCAUGCAUUAAAGCUUGGCGUCUGCGUCACAUUACACCGGUUUUGAUAUUUUGUGUUUUUUAAGCGCAAAUUUAUUUCCGAAGGAGUGUGAUGAACCUGAUCGUGAUCUUUCACGCUGACGAACUUUAGGCCUGAAACUUGUUGCAUUGAUAAAAGCAUGAAGGAGUGUGAAGGUCAGGGUCCUGGUCAGGUGUUUGUGUGUUUAUUACAUCUUCAUCUGUUCCGUUUGAUAUUGAGGCUGAUUGAUCCACAAUACAUGCAUAAAAUCCCCCCAUCAUCCACAGACCUGCUGAUAUCAGACGUACACAAGUGACCUCAACGGCUGAGGUUUGUUCUGAAGAAUCUGAGGGACGUGUGUCUGAUUCGGUCCCGUCUGAUUGGUGUCUUGAGGGCUCCAUAAAAGGAGAGAGUAUUGAGGGUCAAAGCGGCUCCUGAGAAGCAGAGAAACACGGACGGAGAGAAGAGAACAGAUGGAGAUGGAGUGAAGACACGAGGCAGCGCUGAGGAGGUCGUCUGGAAGGAUCCUGUCGAGAAACGGAGGAGUACUCUUUAGAUCGUCGAUCCAUGAGCUCCUUCUUUUCUUCUCGUCAUGGGCAACCAGACGUUCACUGCAGAUGUUGAAGAUUUCAAGUCCAUCGUGUCGUCUCUACAGCAGACCGAACACAUCAGACUCUCCCUGAAUCAUGCAGCUGAUGAACAAACAGACCUGGAAAUGAAUGAAGCGAAUCAGGAACCGGAUCUGCAGGCCCUCAAGUUUCUUUACAGUAACACAGAUUCACCCAAAGACACCCCUGAGCCCGUCAGCAUCACGAGCACCAGUCCGCUCCCAGAGUAUCUCUCAGCGCUAGCCGCUAAGCCUCGAGGGGCCCCCAGGGGCCCCGUCAGCGUGGAGCAGAUGAGGGCGGAGCUCCGGGAGCUCAGAGACGAGCUGGACACGCUGAAGACGCAGCACAAAAAAGAGAUCAAGCUGCUCAUGAACGAGCUGGACGAAGAGAAGAAGAUGCGUCUGUCACUGCAGAUCGACGUGGAGCGUCUUAAGAAACACAUGUUGAAGUGAGCUUCCAAAGACUCUAUAAAACAUGCUCUGGAUUUUAAACCAUGAACGAUGACUGGAAAGAGAGAGAGAGAGAGAGAGAGACCUAUACUUUCAAUCACAUGCAACCAUUUCUUACAGUUCUCUCUUGAUCAUCACAUAGAUUUAACUUUAUACAUGUCAGCCGUUGAAGGAUACUAAAGCUUGCAAGUAUUUGAUCAGAAAUACAGUAUAAAUGGUGAAAUAUUGCUACUAUUUAAAAUGAAUGUUAAAACUGUAAUUUAUUUCUGUGAUCAAAGCUGGAUUCCCAGCAUCGUUAUUCUUCAGAAAUCAUUCUAAGAUGCUGAAUUUCUCAUUACUUUUGGAAACAGUCGUGAUGCAUUUAUUCAGGAUUCUGAUGAAUAGGAAGUUUAGAAGAACUUUGUGGAAAUGAACAUCUUUACAAAAACAAAAAUUCACUGGAAACCAACUGUGUGUGAUGAAGUGUAUUAACAUUGCUAUUAUUUAUUUAUACAUGUAUGGGUAUAAUCAUAGUUUCAUUUUAUAUAAAAAGCAAGAACUGAGGCAUAUGAAUAAAACAAAAAA